Molecule: messenger RNA, 860 nt
Organism: Amoebophrya sp. A120
Lineage: Eukaryota; Dinophyceae; Syndiniales; Amoebophryaceae
Source: the annotation of a GenBank genome assembly
AUGGGUCACCCGCUACCGGUCUGCGAAGGUGUACGGCAUGCUGUAGGUUCGGGUAAAAGUUUGUACGAUGUCAAAAGUUCGUAUAUGGUUUUUCAUUUCAAGGUUUAUUUAUUUUGGAUUGCAAAGGCUCAAGCUGGCACUUAUGCAUUUGGCGUUUUCUUGAUGCAGCACUUCGCAAUCGGGCAGUUUUGUUUUGUAUCGUGUGCGAAUGCGAAGCUUGUGCAAAUGCGAUCACCCGCGUCUCCUUUCCCUGUGGUGAUUUUGUCACAAAGAGCGAGAUGCAGUAGAGGCUUCGAUUCAAGGCCCAUAUGUGUCUUGUUGUGCUUGAUGUCGUUUUCUUUUUGUCUGGCCAUCGCCAUCAGUGUAUGUUUCGGGCCUCAGUGGUCGACAGACAGUUGACGAUUUAAAAUUAUGUUGAACUGUUACCCCGACACUCAUUUCUCCGAGUUCAUGUUUUGGAAUUGGAUCGCAACGGAAACGUCGCAAUCGAGCGAGGUUCUCCUUGUCUUGGGAUCUGAUGGACUCGAAUGGCAAAGAAACGAGUAUGAGAUAACGACAACAGCACUGUAGCAUUUAUCGUGAUAAUCCUGAACCUCGACCUGUUAAAGGCCCCUACUUUACAACUCAAGAAGUAGUACAUCUUCUAGGCGGCACGCGCCGACAUUGAUGAUUGCGGCUAAAGCUCAAUCGCGCGAAGAUGCAACGCGGGCACGGCAGUUGCAGUGGACGACACACAUAAAAGAAAGAAGUACGUCGCUGCAAAGAAAACACAAAGAAGAAAAUGUUUCGUGAUUAUUAGCCAUGGAUUUCCGGUAAAACUAAAACUUAAAGCAGAACCAGAAGACGAGAAUUAAAUUCUU